GGGGAGGGGUUUCCCGGGACGAGCCGGCCCCUUUCAUCCAGGAAGUGAAAACGACGUCGGGGUCAAUGAAAACAAACGGAGAGCCCUGGGGGGAAAAGGAAGGCCGGCGAGGAGGAGGGAGCGCUGGGGCGCGGGAGGGAGCAGCUGGACUGCGGAAGGGCGAACCGGAGGCCGGCCGCGGUCGCGACUUUAACGCCGCCGCUGCCGGGGCUCGCCGGGGGAUGUCUGAGCCCGCGCCUCGCGGCCCCCAAGCUCCACGCGGCGGCCGCCGUCCGGGCCUGUGAGGGCCGCCACGUCCCGGCGGCGAGCGCGGACUAAGGGCGGCUCCGUGCCGGCUGGGGGCGCCUGGGGAGGGGCCGCGGCGUGCCGGGAGGGGCUGCCCAGGUUCCGCGCUUCUCCCAUCGCUGCGGCCGGCGCCGGGCCAGAAGGAUGCGCGGCGCCGGGCUCUGAAGCAUGGAGGGGGUUCUGUACAAGUGGACCAACUAUCUCACAGGUUGGCAGCCUCGUUGGUUUGUGUUAGAUAAUGGAAUCCUGUCCUACUAUGAUUCACAAGAUGAUGUUUGCAAAGGGAGUAAAGGAAGUAUAAAGAUGGCAGUUUGUGAAAUUAAAGUCCAUUCAGCAGACAACACAAGAAUGGAAUUAAUCAUUCCAGGAGAGCAGCAUUUUUACAUGAAGGCAGUGAAUGCAGCUGAAAGACAAAGGUGGCUGGUUGCUCUGGGGAGCUCCAAAGCCUGUUUGACUGAUACUAGGACUAAAAAAGAAAAAGAAAUAAGUGAAACCAGUGAAUCUCUGAAAACCAAAAUGUCUGAACUUCGCCUCUACUGUGACCUCCUAAUGAAGCAAGUUCAUACGAUCCAAGAAUUUGUUCACCAUGAUGAGAAUCAUUCAUCUCCAAGCAUAGAGAACAUGAAUGAAGCCUCUUCUCUACUUAGUGCCACAUGUAAUACCUUCAUCACAACACUUGAGGAAUGUGUGAAGAUAGCGAAUGCCAAGUUUAAACCUGAGAUGUUUCAGCUGUCCCAUCCGGAUCCCUUAGUUUCUCCUGUGUCACCUUCUCCUGUUCAAAUGAUGAAGCGUUCUGUCAGCCACCCUGGUUCUUGCAGUUCAGAGAGGAGUAGCCACUCUGUGAAAGAACCAGUGUCUACACUCCACCGAUUCUCCCAGCGACGCCGAAGAACCUACUCAGAUACAGACUCCUGCAAUGAUGUUCCUCUUGAAGACCCAGAUAGACCUGUUCACUGUUCAAGAAAUACACUUAAUGGAGAUUUGGCAUCAGCAACCAUUCCUGAAGAAAGCAGACUUAUGGCCAAAAAAAAAUCUGAAUCGGAAGAUCCUCUUCCAUCCUUCUCUCCCUGAGGAAAUGGAAGUGUCCAACUUCCUCUAAGUAUUGCUAUGCAAAAGCUGCUGUAAUUAAACUAUGUUAUAGGGAGUAGUUUUUCCCUUAGGAUUUCUCUGCACUUUAUAGAAUAUUGUAAAACAAACAAAAAACAACCCACAUACCUUUGAAGUGUAUUUUAUCUUUAUAUAGUUUAUUUGCAAGAGUAUUUUCCUAAUAACUUCACAGUAUGAAUGUGCAUCUUUUUUUUUUUUUUUUAAACAAACGAUGGUGUAACAUUUUGACAUCCAUAAGGACAAAUGUAGAUAUUUUUCUAAAAAACUGUGAGGGACUGACAGCUUAGUCAGUGUGUAUUGUAGAUUAUAAACUUGAAAUCUUAUAAACCUAAGGUUUCAGUUUGACAGAAGUGUGAUAUAUGUAACUUGUGCCAUGGACCAAAUGGUCACUUUACCCCAGCUGAAAAUGAGUGACGGUCACAGCUUGAUAGUGAUUGUAUUAUAUUCCUUUAAGCAAAAAGGAAACAUUUAAUAUUCAGAAUAUUUUUAUCCCAAAUACUAUGACAUUAAGAAUUUUUUAAAAACCAGACUCUGCUGUCCUUCGUAUGUGAAGAUGACACUACUGAUUUGUCAAUACCAAAUGUUGGGUUAAAGUAUUUAAUUUUUACUUAUUUAUUUUUCUGUUGCAUCAAAAAAUGAUUGCAUCCUAACUUUUAUGACCUACCAAAUUUAAAAUGUGUAAACAUUGUUAUUUACAUUGUUCUAGAAAAGAGGUUAAUGUAGUGACCUUGCUCACUUCCAGGAGAGAAAUAAAUGACUUGCAAUGGAAGAGGAUUUUAGUGCUUUUUUUUUUCCCCAAAACAGACAUUAUUAAGCUGCUGUUGUAAGGUAUUAAUGUUUGCAGCUCUUUAGACUAUUGAGACAUUUUUUAUUUAUGAGUAUUUAUAAAAAAAAGGAAUCUGUCAAGGAGACUGCUCUACAUAACUUGAGAGUAGCAUUAUUUAAUUAAAGAACAAGUAGCAUUUUUUUUGGUAGUGCCUGUCCAUACCUAUUGUCAGUGUUUGCCUUGUAAGGUGUUUUUUUUUUUUUUUCAGUUCACUUUGAAGUGACGGUUUUGUCCAAGGUUUUGGAUGAGGAGCACUUUAAAACAAACUGGUUUGGUGUUUUUAAGUUAAUCAUAUGUUUAAUAAAUAUGUGGUUUUUGCAUUCAAA
This is a messenger RNA of Phacochoerus africanus (Common warthog), 2544 nucleotides long. RefSeq names its product pleckstrin homology domain containing A3 (gene PLEKHA3). NCBI's taxonomy places the organism in Eukaryota, Metazoa, Chordata, Mammalia, Artiodactyla, Suidae. Bases 454 to 1356 code for a protein of 300 amino acids. Gene Ontology annotation, biological process: receptor recycling; retrograde transport, endosome to Golgi; endosome organization. The transcript has 8 exons. The record is from RefSeq and is a predicted model, not a curated record. Gene Ontology annotation, cellular component: trans-Golgi network; early endosome; recycling endosome.